Messenger RNA from Cicer arietinum (chickpea), 1245 nucleotides. RefSeq lists its product as uncharacterized. NCBI's taxonomy places the organism in Eukaryota, Viridiplantae, Streptophyta, Magnoliopsida, Fabales, Fabaceae. The record is from RefSeq and is a predicted model, not a curated record.
UACUUUAAGAACAUUGGUUAAGGAGUAAAUAAAAGAAACUUAUAGUGUAAUAAAUACUUAGUUUUCUCAUACAAACUUACUUCAUUUGAUUCUUUAACCAAUAUCAUAACAGCAAUUGUUAGGAUUCUCCUUUCAAACUCUCCUUGUCUUUCCAUCUUCCCUUUUCACACUUUGAUAAACACUUAUAUAACAUUUAAACAAUCUUCUGCAGCUCUUGCACAUAAUCUUCUUCUUAACUUUAACCACUUUUGAGAACACAAUUCUAUGGAAAACAACAACAGUUCAUCAAGCUCUUCUGUGUGCACCAAAAUCCGUCAAGCCUUUACAACCAACCCUGCUGUCCGAGCCAUCCAACGCAUCUCGAGCUUCAAUCAAGAACACAAACAUGUCACCAAUGUUUCAAACUCUCCAUCAUCAACCCCUCCUAAGACUAGUAGUGUCAAAACCAAACCACAUCAGAAGGCUCAAACAGAAACAUCAUCAGAAGCAAUCCCUAUCAAGUUUCAUGAUUCAAAACCUACAUACAAAGAGAAUGGAAACUCAUCAACAGUUUCAAGUGUAGCAAAGGGUGCUUCAACUCAUGUUGGAAAUUCAGAAAGAGCAACAAAAGUUUCUGCCCAGGGUGAACUAACUCAACCACAACAUGUUCCUCCCAUGCAAAGGAAACCAACAACAAAAGCAGUGGCACAAAAUGGUAGUAAUCAACAAGGUCAGGAAUCAGUGGAUAUUAAUGACACUUUCAGAGAGUUCAUUCAACGAGCUAAGAAAAAAAUCCGAACUGUGUCGAAUAUUGGUCGCGAUCAGAACAACAACCCUGCAGCUGCACCAGAUCAUGAUGUGCAUCAUGCUGCUGCUGCUACUGGCAAAAAUGAAGACCAUUUUCAGGACUUUAUUCAACGAGCUAGGAAGAAGAUUAGAGCAACAACCACUGUUGGAAAGACUGGUUCCGUGAGAAGAAAUUAAGAAUAUGAUUAUUGAAAUUGGAAGUGUCAGAAAAAGAAUAUUGAUUAGUAUGCUGGUAUUGGUAAAGUGUUGUGUUCUGUAACUAUUAUUAUCUAAUCUAGGUAGCUGAGUGCAGAUAAAAAUAAGGUCAUAGCUAUCAUGGUUUGUAAGUCCAAUAUUUAUUUCAUAUCUCAUAUUUGUGCUAAAUUAAUAGUCCUGAACUAAUGGAUUUGUGAAAUUUUAUGCACACAAUAUGUCAUGUUAUUAUUGAACUGGCUAAUUCAACCAAGAAUUACUACUAAA